CUUGCGCGACGCGAGCUCUCUACCAAACAUUUUUUCUUUCUUUCCGUAUGAUGAAAAUCUAUUUCCAAAUUUGGAUAAACCCCUUUGCUUAAAUCUAGCUGAUGAGAAUUUGUUGGUGACGAUUUCAUUGUGCCAAUGAAUUGAUUGUGAAUAUCUAAAGCAGUGACGACGAACUUAGUUUAGCAGCAUGAAUUUGUGUUUUCAAAAUCCUGUAAAGUGUGGUGAUCGCAGUUCCUUGUUCUCCGCCCUGAAGACCUCUAAUUUCGCGCAGUACAAGCUUGUUUCGUCGAGAUUGGGGUUUGAAGGUCGAGAAUUAGAGAAUCGGAAGAGAAAUCCUACGGCUGCAGUGAGAUCUGUGUCCCCAAGUGCGGUUGGUACAGUAGAAGGAACGAAGAGAGAUGAAAUCAGUGGAGGAGAGAGUGUGUACGACGCCAUUGUCAUCGGCUCGGGGAUUGGAGGACUGGUUGCUGCGACUCAGCUAGCUGUGAAAGAAGCUCGGGUUUUAGUUCUGGAGAAAUAUCUGAUUCCUGGUGGGAGCUCCGGUUACUACGAAAGAGAUGGAUAUACUUUCGAUGUUGGGUCUUCUGUGAUGUUCGGUUUCAGCGAUAAGGGGAAUCUAAACUUGAUAACUCAGGCGUUGAAGGCGGUUGGUCGUAAGAUGGAGGUUAUACCUGAUCCUACCACUGUCCAUUUCCAUCUUCCCAAUGAUCUGUCUGUUCAGGUUCAUAGAGAAUACGAUGACUUCAUCACUGAACUCACGAGCAAGUUUCCCCACGAAAAGGAAGGGAUCCUCGGAUUCUAUGGCGACUGCUGGAAGAUCUUCAACUCAUUGAACUCUCUGGAACUAAAGUCACUUGAAGAGCCUAUCUACCUUUUUGGACAGUUCUUUCAGAAGCCGCUUGAAUGCUUGACACUCGCUUCUAACUUGCCCCAAAAUGCUGGGGCUAUAGCUCGGAAGUACAUAAAGGAUCCUCAGUUGUUGUCUUUCAUUGAUGCAGAGUGUUUCAUUGUAAGCACGGUCAAUGCUCUGCAGACGCCGAUGAUCAAUGCAAGUAUGGUUUUGUGUGACAGGCACUAUGGAGGAAUAAACUACCCGGUUGGUGGCGUUGGUGGGAUUGCCAAGUCUUUGGCAGAAGGACUUGUUGAUAAAGGCAGUGAAAUACUCUACAAGGCUAAUGUCAAAAGCGUAAUACUUGAUGAUGGAAAGGCCGUCGGUGUAAGGCUUGCAGAUGGAAGAGAAUUUUUCGCUAAAACGAUAAUCUCAAAUGCUACAAGAUGGGAUACCUUUGGGAAGCUGUUAAAAGGAGAAAAGCUUCCAAAGGAAGAAGAAAAUUUCCAGAAAGUAUAUGUUAAGGCUCCGUCAUUUCUUUCAAUCCACAUGGGUGUUAGAGCAGAGGUUCUUCCCCCAGAUACAGAUUGCCAUCAUUUUGUGCUUGAGGACAAUUGGAAGAAUCUGGAGGAGCCUUAUGGUAGUAUAUUCCUCAGCAUUCCAACCAUUCUUGAUCCAUCUUUGGCUCCAAAUGGUCGACAUAUUCUGCACAUAUUUACAACUUCUUCCAUCGAGGAUUGGGAGGGACUCUCUCCAAAAGAAUAUGAGGCGAAAAAAGAAGACGUGGCAGCUAGAAUAAUAGAGAGGCUAGAGAAAAAACUGUUUCCAGGGCUCAGUUCAUCUAUUACGUUUAAAGAGGUGGGCACACCAAGAACACAUAGGCGAUUUCUUGCUCGGGAUAAGGGAACUUAUGGGCCAAUGCCGAGAGGAAUCCCAAAAGGUUUAUUGGGAAUGCCGUUCAAUACAACUGCUAUAGAGGGUCUAUACUGCGUUGGGGAUAGUUGUUUUCCUGGUCAGGGAGUUAUAGCUGUGGCUUUCUCAGGAGUGAUGUGUGCUCAUCGCGUAGCUGCUGACAUUGGGCUUGAGAAGAAAUCACGAGUACUUGAUGCUGGCCUUCUUCGUUUACUUGGUUGGCUAAGGACUCUCGCAUAAUUCUAGGGGGUUGCAGGGGACAAGGGUAGUGAAUGUCAAUGGAAAUAUUCCCAAAGUCAAUGAAAGCGGCUUUGCUAUGAACAGGAGGAUUCAAUGAGAAGAACCAAUCAGCGUUGCACAUAGAGAAGAGACGUGUUGAUCUCGCUUUCUCAUUUACUCUUAGAUACAAAGAUAUACAGUCUCAACAACCUUUCUACUAGUUGCUAAAAAGAGAGCCCAUUGACGUUGAACAUUGUGUAUCAUGUUUUAUGCUUUUGGAAAAUUUGAUUUUUAUUUUCCGCUGAUCGUUUUGGUGGACGAAACUGGCAUAAGAAACCCACUUACACUCAAAUUCGUUUUCAACUACUCGGCAUAGUUACGCUAACCCAUGUUUGG
Messenger RNA from Thlaspi arvense, 2356 nucleotides. The record is from the annotation of a GenBank genome assembly. Lineage: Eukaryota; Viridiplantae; Streptophyta; Magnoliopsida; Brassicales; Brassicaceae.